CAUGCAAACUCCACACACACAAGGCGGAGGCGGGAAUCGAACCCCCAACCCUGGAGGUGUGAGGCGAACGUGCUAACCACUAAGCCACCGUGUCCCCACCUGUUUAAUAUGAAAUCCUAAUAUAGAGGAUGUAUCAGAUAUUAAACUGAUAAGAACAGAUACUUCACCUGAUCUUAGCCAAAAACAAAAUGUUGGAAUGUCCCAAAAAUGCCACUGGAUUUUGAGUCGGACCUUUUGUAGUGUUUGUUAUACUGAAAAGCACGACGCUACGCCUUCAUGUAAAGCACGGCGGUAGGUGUAUGAUAGUGUAUAAUAGUGUAUAAUAGUCAUAUUAACAAUUGUGCUUUAGUUCUGUUUUCAACAAGUGUUUUAUUGUGAAGUCAGCUUCAGAACUGCACCUCAUGUUAAGUCACAGGACAGCGAGGAACGCCCCCUGUCACAUACAUGAGCUCACAGAUGCCCUGAUUGGCUGUUGUUGCUAUGACAGGGAGGGAAGAGAGACAGUAAGCCAUCAUCCAGCGACAGAACAUGACCAAUGACACGCUAAGCUCUCUCGUCACCGGCCGCGCCUCGUUCCUCAUUCUGCAAAAUGUAACUCGUCUCUAAGUGCGCAAAAGGAAAUACAAUCCCGAAGAUGGCGACGAAGCGAUUAAAAGUCCGCAAUCUGGAUAAAAAAGUGUAAGGAAAAGGAUUCUCUGUUGCUAAGCUGAUAAUUGUGUACAUUUCCUCACUAAUUCAGCUAGGCGUAAAAUGUUUAGUGAUAUUUAGACACCACUUAGUGUUUAUUUACACCCAGAAUGUGAUUCUGGAGGUUGUCUUUGAGUCCUCGUCUCCUCGGGGAGCUUCUCGGAGCCACGCUUGCCUCCGGCUCGCUCGUUACGGAUCGUAUUUAGAUCUCGGUAACGCUGCAUCGUGAUGAUGUUUACUGUUAAACGUUCUGUACGAGUAAAAGAAAAGAACGUGAUGGAAAGCUCCGUGCUUUCUGUACGUACGUUCCUAAAUAAACACCCCGAAUUAGCAAAAGGACAGAAGAGCAUUCACUAGUUGUGCAGAAUGCAACAACAACAUGUCUAUAGUAGGCAUAUAAAAAAAAAGACACGCUGCCAGCUCCACUGUCUUGCCUGCAUCAGCUAUAAGCCUUCACUGGACCGGGUCACAUGGAAAAGCGGUGAAAGGCCUUCAGCUUUAUGGGCCUCUGUGCUAUGUUGCUUGGUCAGGAGUUCACACAAAAGGCACCACAUGGUUUCUGGCUUUUGUUUUGGGUAUAAAAGAAAGGAGAUAACACCUGAUACGGCAUCAGCUCACCAGCAAAGCUCACGCUGACCGACAAAGCUCCCUAACUCAUUACCACCAUGGCCAGGGUCGUCUUCUACGAGGACCGGAACUUCACGGGCCGCUCCUACGAGUGCAGCAGCGACUGUUCCGACAUGUCCUCCUACCUGAGCCGCUGCCACUCGUGCAAGGUGGAGAGCGGCUGCUGGAUGGUGUACGAUCGGCCCAACUUCAUGGGAAACCAGUACUUCAUCAGGAGGGGCGAGUACCCUGACUACAUGAGCAUGUGGGGCUGGGGCAACAACUGCAUCAGGUCCUGCCGCAUGAUCCCUAUGCACAGGGGCAACUACAGGAUGAGGAUCUAUGAGAGGGAGAAUUACAUGGGGCAGAUGAUGGAGCUGAGCGACGACUGCGACUCUAUCACGGAUCGCUACCACUGGUCCGGCGGAUGCCACUCGUGCCACGUGAUGGACGGCCACUGGCUGGCGUACGAGCAUCCUCAAUACAGAGGCAGGAUGUGGUACUUCAGGCCCGGAGAGUACCGCAGCUUCAGGGACUACGGCAACAUGAACUUCAUGAGCGCGAGACGCAUCAAGGAUUCCUGGUAUUAAAUAAUAAAUAAUAAAUCCUGGUCUAAUCAGUGACCCCAACAUCGUGUGAACAUCACGAGCAAAGAAAUAAAUAAAGCAGUAAAUCAGAAGGAAUCAUUCUGUAAGCUUUUCUCUUUGUGUGUGUGUGUGAAAGCGUUCGGCGGUGCUGUUGCAUUCUGGGUAUUUUCGUUGAAUCAGGAACAAUUUGUUGGUGUGAUAAAGUGGACUAACCGUUCCCACGGAGAAGCGGCGGAACAAACCGUCGGCCGUCUUCCACGUACAAUGAGCUCACAGGUGCCUGUGAUUGGCCGGAGUCGCCUGUCCUCGGCUAGCGGCGGAGGAAAGAAAGCAACUCCGUCUUACCCAGAGAUCACGGCCUGUUUUCUCACGUAGCUCGCGGUGACGGACGGCUGCUUCGUCGGCCGAAUUUUAACUCGCAACGAUAAGACGAAGACUCUUCCUCGUCGUCGCGUCAGACGCACGACGACGUCAUCGUACUCUGAAACGUCCGUAAUGUUCGCCACUUAUCAGUUGACGCCCAGAAAUAAACCCGAUUUGCAGUAAAGCAGUUACUGAAACCGCUGUAACAUUAACAUUACCGAAUGCAAGUAUUACACGGUUCUAAAGAGUUGAAGCGUUCCGCUGCUGCGAAUUACGCUCGCGAGUUAGUAGUUUUCGAGUCUCCAUAAACUUUGUGUUUGUGUAGGCCGUGUUGUGUUAUUUUACUCGAUGUCCUACAGCAAAUAAGCAGACAGAAACAUAAUGGAUGAAGAGAAAAGUCGGCGCUCGAUACGUCCCGUGGUGAUUCGCGGCAGCGCAAACAAACAGGAAGAAAAAAAAAAGGCACGGUAAAGAAAGGAUGAUUAAUUCAGUUCUUAGCGAAAGGUCAAACUACAGGUCUUUUCCCUCCAUAUACAGAUACAGAUAAACAGGAUAUAGGGGGCUAUGAAUCAGACACGAAUUCAUUUCAGCGCAGAAUAAACAAGGAUCGAUACCU
Tachysurus fulvidraco (yellow catfish) is the source of this 2859-nucleotide messenger RNA. RefSeq names its product gamma-crystallin M2-like. Gene Ontology annotation, biological process: visual perception; lens development in camera-type eye. The transcript is spliced from 3 exons. Bases 1353 to 1883 code for a protein of 176 amino acids. Gene Ontology annotation, molecular function: structural constituent of eye lens. NCBI's taxonomy places the organism in Eukaryota, Metazoa, Chordata, Actinopteri, Siluriformes, Bagridae. The record is from RefSeq and is a predicted model, not a curated record.